Mugil cephalus (flathead mullet) is the source of this 1390-nucleotide messenger RNA. RefSeq names its product translocase of inner mitochondrial membrane 13 homolog (yeast) (gene timm13). The coding region runs from base 127 to 414 and encodes 95 amino acids. The record is from RefSeq and is a predicted model, not a curated record. The transcript has 3 exons. NCBI's taxonomy places the organism in Eukaryota, Metazoa, Chordata, Actinopteri, Mugiliformes, Mugilidae.
UGAACGGACGUCCGCCUCUGUCAAGGGCAUUGGAUAAUAGCGUUAGCCGGUACUAGCAGUGGCUGUUCGCACGUGUAUUGAAAGAAACUCCACAAAGUCGCACUUUCGAUAACGACUCCUGUGGAAAUGGACGGCUUCAGUUCAGACUUCUCAGCCGGAGGAUCGGGGGGCAAAAUGGACACCGGCACCAUCAUGGAGCAAGUCAAGGUCCAGAUCGCAGUGGCUAACGCUCAGGAGCUGCUGCAGAGAAUGACGGACAAAUGCUUCAAGAAGUGCAUAGGUAAACCUGGAAGCUCAUUGGACAACUCUGAGCAGAAAUGUAUUGCCAUGUGUAUGGAUCGGUACAUGGAUGCCUGGAACACCGUGUCCCGAACGUACAACUCCAGGCUGCAGAGGGAAAGAGCUCGCAUGUGAACGUCCCUCUCUCACGUUCCUCCCUUCCUCUGGCUGCUGCCCACAGUUAGGACCAGCUCAGUGCACCGCUGGAAGUCUCAAGCUGUGCACAGGUGUGGCAGUGGCACACUAUCGACUUCUGCUAUAAUACCUCACAGACAGGCGAGCAGAGCUUGUGGACUUUUGCCAUAAUGUGGACAUUUUUAUUUUGUUCUGAGUUAGUUAAUUAUUUGUAUGUUGUAUGUUAGACAUAAUUAAGCUUGUCCUUUGCAGUUUGAUUGGAAACUCUAAAUUGUGUGUUGGAGUGAACUUGAGUGUGAAUGGGUGCUCGUACGCAAGCAUCCGUGCUGCCUCUUAAACACCGUGUCUUGUGUAGGCAUGGUGUUCAGCCUCCUCCUGAACAGGAAAGCAGUGCUGACACAUGUGGCUGAAUGGAGACACUUACUCUGAUAUCUUCCUUUUGUCACUUUGAAGUGAAAUCCAGAUUUUGACUGAAUUAUCAUGUACACACAGUGCAGUAAAUGGAACUCCUUCUAAAGUGUGCAAAUUGUUUGCACCUGCAAAGUAUGCAGCACACCUGGAGCCAGUAAGGGGCUAGACUUAAAAGAUCUACUUAACAACUAUCAAGAAGAAUUGAGGAGCAAUUUGGUGUUUUCACAGCCGCAAUUCUGACAUUCACCAGCCUCCAAACAGACCUGUAUCAAAGUACACCCUGAGAACAAAACAGUUUUGUCUGAGCAUGUGUUUUACUUGUCACUCUAUCUGUUGCCCUCUACAGUAGUGGGCUUGUUUCAGCGGGGUCUGCCUCGCUCUAGACUGUGGCUUUCUCGGCUUCGUGUGUGCGGGUUGUCAGAUGUCUGGGAACCUCAGCCCACCUUUUUUCCCAACUGAGUUUGUGUCACAAUUAAGAGCCAGACAAGCCUGUGAGCACCAUUUGCAGAGUGAUUGUGAGCAAAAGGAAUAUUUUCCGUGAAAAAUAAAUCUUGUCAACUGGUUA